CCCAAAACAAACUUUAUAUUUUUUAGAUAUUUCUGCUGCCACUCAUUUUUUUUAUCUCGACGCCAGCAUACCGUCGCAAAUUCUAUUUUUUUUAAAUAUAUCCACCACAUUCAAAAUGUUUGGAGCCACGUCGCAGCUGUACGAUGCGCGGGAGCCUGAAUUCAAGGCAGUUGUGCUCACAAUGUCCGACAAUGACAUGUACCCGCUGACCGAGCGCAACAACAUGACCAAGGCGCUGCUUCCUAUUGCUAAUAAGCCCAUGCUGUGGUACAUCCUGCAGUGGCUUGAGCAGGGCGGCAUUUUGGACAUUAAGAUUGUCACUACGCGUGAGUCGGAGGCCGACAUCUCCAACUACAUCGAGGUGUACAAGGGCAUGUCAAACAUCACUGUCAAGGGCCUCAGCGAAGUCAGUGGGUCUGCCGACGCACUGCGCCAGCUGGCCCCACAGAUCAAAGGCGACGUUAUUGUCGUUCCGUGUGACUUGCUUAUCGACGUACCCGCCGUUCACUUUUUGGAUCUCUUCCGUAUCCGCCGCCCAGCCAUGGCGACAAUGUUUUACGAGGUCAUGCGGUCUGAGGGCGGCGGCGGCUCAUCCAAGGCCAGGGUGCCGCUACCUGUGGUCGGCAUUGACCAGCCCACGUCGCGGCUGGUGCUCCUCGAGGAUGUUGAGUCAGACGAGGAGCUGCAGUUGCCAAUGUCGCUCAUUCGCCGGUUUCCCUCGAUGGCCGUGUCGGACAAGAUGCAGGAUUCGCACGUGUACGUCCUGCAAAAGUGGUUGCUUGAUUACAUUGUGAACAACACUGACAUUGAGUCUCUGCAGGACGACCUGCUUCCCCUGCUUGUCAGCGCGCAGAGCGACCCGGAGCUUUUUGAGUCCAGUAAGCUUGAAAAGUACAUGCUGAAGGCAUCCUCAGAGCAAGAUGUCACUGAUGACCACGAUGCAGCCGCCCUGCAGUUUGAACUGUCAGAGUCUGCAGCCAAACCCACCGACCCCACUAGCUCUGACUCGUUGCAGGUGUUUGUCUACAUCCGCCGCGGGGGCAUUGCCGGCCGCGCCGACCAGAUCCCACAGUACUGCGAUCUGAACUACAUUGCCACCAAGCUUUCGAUCGACCCACGCGUUGAGGAGAGCGCCGAGCUGCUUAAGAAUGUGCAAGUUAGUGCAGACUCGAUGGUUGGACAGUCGUCAAAGCUAGGCGAGCGGUGCUUGGUUAAGCGCUCGGUCAUCGGCCCGCAUUGCAUAAUCGGCCAUAAUGUUAAGAUCACCAACUCAGUCAUCAUGGACCACGUAACCAUUGGCGACAACGCGGUCAUUGAAUCAUCUAUCCUCUGUAAAGAGGCAACGAUCCCGGAUGGAUUUCAGAUCAUUAACUGCGAGAUCGGCGCCAAGGUUUCUGUGUUUGAAAACUCGAGUCUGAACAAAAAGACCCGCACUGUUGAUGACUAUAUGUGAUACAGCAGCAUGUAGUCCCAGUUUGCGUAGAUAAAAUUUUAAUUUUUUCGUGAUCAAGAAAUUGAAUUGCCAACUUGAGGCUUGUCGUAAGCAAGCGUGACAAAAUAAAAAAUGACAGACA
Kickxella alabastrina is the source of this 1574-nucleotide messenger RNA. RefSeq names its product nucleotide-diphospho-sugar transferase. The coding region runs from base 116 to 1453 and encodes 445 amino acids. Gene Ontology annotation, cellular component: guanyl-nucleotide exchange factor complex; eukaryotic translation initiation factor 2B complex. Lineage: Eukaryota; Fungi; Kickxellomycota; Kickxellomycetes; Kickxellales; Kickxellaceae. Gene Ontology annotation, molecular function: translation initiation factor activity; guanyl-nucleotide exchange factor activity. The transcript has a single exon. Gene Ontology annotation, biological process: cytoplasmic translational initiation; biosynthetic process. The record is from RefSeq and is a predicted model, not a curated record.